This is a messenger RNA of Suillus fuscotomentosus, 783 nucleotides long. RefSeq lists its product as uncharacterized. Bases 171 to 614 code for a protein of 147 amino acids. The record is from RefSeq and is a predicted model, not a curated record. The transcript has 3 exons. Lineage: Eukaryota; Fungi; Basidiomycota; Agaricomycetes; Boletales; Suillaceae.
CUCCUCUGGGCUCGAGAAACAACCGUUAUUAUCGCGCUUUUGUAAAUCGUAUCAUGGCCUUUCAAUGAAUCAAACAUAUAUUCAACUUUUUCUACCCCAACGAGACAGAGAAUCAAAUUAUCCAGAUCGGCCGGGUCCGCUGCUGAGUUUUGGGGACCUCAUACCCUGCUAUGACCGUUCAGGCCAGUGAUUUUGAAAAACGCAUCGAAGCUCGAAACGAAGAAUGGAACGAUAGCAUGCUGUUGAAGAUGGCUUGGGCUGAUCUCAUGAUAAGCUAUCCUACCAAUAGCUUCGUGGCUGAUGUCGACCUCGAGUGUCUGACCGCACUAGAAGGAAGGAUGUUCGAGGAUUCCGAAGAAGCAGGACCUGCAGGCAACCAGCAGUGGGGUUUGGAUGCUGGCCAACAUCACAGGCGAUGGAAAUUGUAUCUCGGAAUUCCUGAUGAAUGGGUUUCUGCAAGAGAUUAUAGCGAGAGUGAACUUGAAGUGAGGAAGACAUUACCUGCUCCGUUCGAUAGAUAUCUAACUUAUGUGAUUGACAGCGCGGCCCCUUAUUCAGUGAUAACUCUGAUGCUACAUCUUUGGAGUCUGCAGACGAGCUAUCCGAAGCUGUAGUUCCUUGUCUGCCGGCCGAAGAAUGUCCGCCCGUUAAACGUCGAUGUGCUCCACAGGCUCGAAGGGUCCAGAGAGGGAGGAAAAGAAAAUAGUCAUUGGCUUAUGUAUACCUAGUUGUACAUGGCUCUGAGGCAAAUAAAAUAACAAAAGAGUGGUCGUGAACUCAUCC